Haliotis rubra (blacklip abalone) is the source of this 378-nucleotide messenger RNA. Its product is annotated as fucolectin-6-like. The coding region runs from base 18 to 329 and encodes 103 amino acids. The record is from RefSeq and is a predicted model, not a curated record. The transcript has 3 exons. Lineage: Eukaryota; Metazoa; Mollusca; Gastropoda; Lepetellida; Haliotidae.
CACUUCGCCAGGACAGCAUGGAUAUAAGGGGUGUUCACACAUGUUGGAUAAUACUGGUUCUAGUUGGCAAAUCUGGUUGGUGUAACAUCGCAGUGAACAAGCCAACUUACAGCAGCACCGACUAUGACGGAAAAUCAUCUUCCUCCCACGCCGUAGACGGUAACCUCGACGCUGUGCGCAGUCACAGCAGCUGCUUCACAAGCUCUGUGGCAUCGCCAUGGUGGAUGGUAGACCUCCAGGGGAACUACAGAAUAACAAGCGUCACCAUACAGGGACGAAGCGAUGGGUUUCAAUAUCGUCUCAGAGACCUUGCUAUCGUGGCGUUCUAGAGAAGACCCCAACAGAAUCCUUCAGCGGACAUCAUACCCUGCACGGAGA